AAACUCAUUGAUUUUACUUUCAUAUAAUUUCGUGCACAGGCAUUUCCACUAUGGAUGAUAGUAGAGGAGAGAUUGAGAACCAUCAAGAAUUCAGAACUCCCAAGACAAAGGAGGAUACAUCUAUUGAAGUUAAGGUUUUAUUUUUUGCAAGAGCUCGAGAUAUAACUGGCUUAACAGAUAUGUCACUGAAAUUACCAUCAGGCAGCACUGCCAAUGACUGUUUAGAUAAUGUCUUGGCUAAAUUUCCAAGCUUGGAAGAGAUCCGUGGUUGUAUGGUAUUGGCUCUGAAUGAGGAAUACACUCCAGGGUCCUCAUUGGUUCGUAAUAAAGAUGAAGUGGCCAUCAUUCCUCCAAUAAGUGGAGGUUAAUGUGAUGAAAAUAAGGCUUCAUUUGGAAAUAAAAGAAAAA
Telopea speciosissima is the source of this 408-nucleotide messenger RNA. RefSeq names its product molybdopterin synthase sulfur carrier subunit. The transcript has 3 exons. The coding region runs from base 51 to 368 and encodes 105 amino acids. Gene Ontology annotation, biological process: Mo-molybdopterin cofactor biosynthetic process. Lineage: Eukaryota; Viridiplantae; Streptophyta; Magnoliopsida; Proteales; Proteaceae. Gene Ontology annotation, cellular component: cytosol. The record is from RefSeq and is a predicted model, not a curated record.